GUGUGACCUCACACGCAGACGCGCUUCAUCUCGAGUUGCGACUUUACGCCUGUUCACUUCCCUCGAACCAUACCAAACUCCAACACGCAACGAAAUCGAAAACACCGCAAUUGACAUCCCGAGAGCCGUAUGUCGAGAUCAGAGUAAAACAGUCUAACUUGCUAGUAUUGUCCAAAUUACCGUCAAAAUGCCUCCACGCCACCAAACCCUCCCACCAGCUCAAACCUCCUCCGCCCGCGAAGCCCUCCAAUCUUUCUACUGCCAACUAUGCCAAAAGGGAUACAGCCGCAUGAACGACUAUGAAGCCCAUCUCUCCUCCUACGACCACAGCCACAAGCAGCGCCUCAAGGAUAUGAAGCAGAUGGUGCGGGACCCCCAAGCUGCCGCACGUGCUAGGAGACAGGAGCAAAAGAAUGAGGGCGUCAUCUCCAUCAAGCUUGGAGAAGCUGCGGCUGGGGGUGCUGGUGCUGGUGCUGCUAGGGGCGGCGGCGGUGGGUUCAAGAAGGGCGGGUUCAAGAAGUCGGGGUUUAAGAGCGCUUUUGUUCCUGUUGCAGAAAAUAAAACAGCUACAUCGGCGAUUGCUGCACCGGCUCUAGCAACUAGGAGCGAUACAGCGCCGGACGGCCAAACGGGGAUUAAGAGGGCACCGAGAAGCGAACUGGUUGAGAGCGACACCGAAGACGAGGGAUAUGAGGUUUACGAUCCUAGGAAACCGACCGAUUGAGUGGGGAUUUUGUUGAAAAAUAUCAAUUACAGAAGUUGGUUGGGAAAGGAUGGCGACUACGAUGAACAGCAUUAAAACACGAGAUCUGCUAAAAGCAUCGGCAGGUGAUGGGAAGGAAGUCUAUCAGCAUU
Molecule: messenger RNA, 855 nt
Organism: Neurospora tetraspora
Lineage: Eukaryota; Fungi; Ascomycota; Sordariomycetes; Sordariales; Sordariaceae
Exons: 2
Coding region: 188-724 (178 amino acids)
Molecular function (GO): nucleic acid binding; zinc ion binding
Source: RefSeq, a predicted model, not a curated record